Molecule: messenger RNA, 3052 nt
Organism: Pelodiscus sinensis (Chinese soft-shelled turtle)
Lineage: Eukaryota; Metazoa; Chordata; Testudines; Trionychidae
Source: RefSeq, a predicted model, not a curated record
GAAAAAAAAACAAAUUGGUUUCUUGCAGCCAACAAAAGAAGAAAGACAAACCUGAGCUGGGAAAGUCCACAUUCAAAAACUUAGUUGAGAGGCAAAAAAAUCCACCUGGGGAAAAUCAGACUGAAACCUGGGUUAACGAGACCAAAACUACAGCCACUGCCGGGAAAUCGCACCAGCAAAACUUAGAUGAGAUGUCCAGCUCGCCGUUGUCCAAGAAGCGCCGCGUGUCUGGAUCUGAGCCGAAGACGGGUUCGAACUGCUCCUCUGGCAACGCCGUUCCGAGUGACCCACGCCCAGCGCCCACCAACGGCAUGGCUAAGAAUGGGAGCGACGCCGACAUUGAUGAGGGCCUGUACUCCAGGCAGCUGUACGUGCUGGGCCACGAGGCCAUGAAACGGAUGCAAAACGCCAGCGUCCUGGUGUCGGGGCUGCGGGGGCUGGGCGUGGAGAUCGCCAAGAACAUCAUCCUGGGCGGGGUCAAGUCUGUGACCCUGCACGACUCCGCACCCGCCCAGUGGGCAGACCUGGCCUCCCAGUUCUACCUGCGGGAAGACGACAUGGGGAAGAACCGGGCCGAGGCCUCCCAGCCCCGCCUGGCUGAGCUCAACUCCUAUGUGCCCGUGAGCAUCCAUACCGGGGCCCUCACCGAGGACUUCCUCAGCGCCUUCCAGGUCGUGGUUCUCACCAGUUCGCCCCUGGAGGAGCAGCUGCGGGUGGGGGAGCUCUGCCAUGCCAGAGGCAUCAAGCUGGUGGUGGCUGACGGGAGCGGGCGCUGGGGAGCAGGCCAGCUCUUCUGUGACUUCGGGGACGAGAUGGUCGUGACAGACCCCAACGGGGAGCAGCCGCUCAGCGCCAUGGUCUCCAUGGUCACCAAGGGCUGCCCGGGGGAAGUGACGUGCUUGGACGAGGCGCGGCACGGCUUUGAGAGCGGGGACUUCGUCUCCUUCACCGAGGUGGAGGGCAUGGAGGAGCUCAACCACUGCCCCCCCAUGGAGAUCCAAGUGCUGGGGCCGUACACCUUCAGCAUUGGCGACACCAGCAGCUUCUCCGAGUACGUGCGUGGGGGCAUCGUCUCCCAGGUCAAGAUGCCCAAGAAGAUCAGCUUUAAACCCCUGAGCGUGGCGCUGGCCCAGCCUGACUUCGUGGUGACCGACUUUGGGAAAUUCGAGCGCCCGGCCCAGCUGCACUUGGCCUUCCAGGCCCUGCACGACUUCGAGCGCCGGCACCACCGCCUGCCCCGGCCCCGCAGCGAGGUGGACGCAGCCGAGGUGCUGGCGCUGACCCGGGCGCUGAAUGAGCAGGCCGCGCCGGCGCUCAAGCAGGAGGAGCUGAGCGAGGGGCUGAUCAAGGAGCUGGCGUACCAGGCUGCUGGGGACUUGGCGCCCAUCAACGCCUUCAUCGGGGGGCUGGCCGCCCAGGAGGUCAUGAAGGCCUGCUCUGGGAAGUUCAUGCCCAUCACGCAGUGGCUCUACUUCGACGCGCUGGAGUGUCUGCCUCAGGACAGCAAGGAGGCGCUGACCGAGGAGGCGUGCCGCCCCGUGAGUGGCUGGGGGCCAGGCGGGGAGCAGUGGGCGGAGGUGGGCGCCGGCGCCAUCGGCUGCGAGCUGCUGAAGAACUUCGCCAUGCUGGGGCUGGCCUGCGGGGACGGCGGGGAGGUGACGGUGACCGACAUGGACACCAUCGAGAAAUCCAACCUCAACCGCCAGUUCCUCUUCCGGCCCUGGGACGUCACGAAAAUGAAGUCUGACACAGCGGCAGGUGCCGUGCGUCAGAUGAACCCCAGUAUCCACAUCACGAGCCACCAGGACCGUGUGGGGCCUGACACGGAGCGGGUUUACGACGACGACUUCUUCGAGGGCCUGGACGGUGUGGCCAAUGCUCUGGACAACGUGGAUGCCAGGAUGUACAUGGAUCGCCGGUGCGUCUAUUACCGCAAACCGCUGCUGGAGUCAGGGACGCUGGGCACCAAGGGCAACGUCCAGGUGGUGAUCCCCUUCCUGACGGAGUCCUACAGCUCCAGCCAGGACCCGCCCGAGAAAUCACAGGCCAAGGCUCUGGUGCGUCAGGCAGCUCUAUUACUACACCGGCAGGAGGAGCUGAAAUCCAGCCUGCCCAGCCCCGAGGGCCUGCAGAGCUUCCGCAUGUACCCCAUCGACUUCGAGAAGGUUGCGACGACGACGGCGGCCGUGGUGGGGCUGGUGUGUCUGGAGCUGUACAAGGUGGUGCAGGGUCACAAGCGGCUGGAGUCCUACAAGAACGGCUUCCUCAACCUGGCGCUGCCCUUCUUCGGCUUCUCCGAGCCCAUCGCCUGCCCCCGCAACAAGGUGGGUGCCGCCGUGUGCACCCUGGGCCCCUGGGACCGGUUCGAGGUGCAGGGGGUGCAGCCCAGUGGGGAGGAGAUGACGCUGCGCCAGUUCCUGGCCUACUUCAAGACAGAGCACCGGCUGGAGAUCACCAUGCUGUCGCAGGGCGUCUCCAUGCUCUACUCCUUCUUCAUGCCGCCUGCUAAGCUGCGCGAGCGCCACGACCAGCCGAUGACGGAAAUCGUGACCAAGGUGUCGAAGAAGAAGAUCGGGCGUCAUGUCAAGGCCCUGGUCUUCGAACUCUGCUGUAACGACGACAGCGAGUGCGACAUCGCGCCAGGGGCGGGGCCUCCCCACGCCCCGCCCCCGAGCUCGUGGGGCGGGGUCUCCCACGCCCCGCCCACCGGUUACAGUGAUGGAAAACAUGGACUAAGGGGGAUUCCCCCAUAGGACUGGUCUGAGGUGCAGGGUGGGGGGCCUGUGGGUCCCCCCUGCUGGGAGACCCUCCCCUGUGUCCCGUUCAUGUCGUGGAGGCGCUUUAACCCCGCCCCCUUACUGUUAGUCGUGUUGUCUUGACUCCGCCCCCACACUCCCUCCCCCCCCCCCCGCGCACACUCACUUGCUCACCGAUGGGGGAUGGGGCAUCUCUUGCCCUGCAGCGCUGGUUCUGUAUUUGGGGGUGUGGGAUGCGGGGGGGGGGGGAACCUAGGCCCUGCUGCUGGGGCCAGCGUCCGUCUGUCCAUCUGCUG